Messenger RNA from Exophiala bonariae, 4536 nucleotides. RefSeq lists its product as uncharacterized. Lineage: Eukaryota; Fungi; Ascomycota; Eurotiomycetes; Chaetothyriales; Herpotrichiellaceae. The record is from RefSeq and is a predicted model, not a curated record. The coding region runs from base 1 to 4536 and encodes 1511 amino acids. Gene Ontology annotation, molecular function: lipid binding. The transcript is spliced from 4 exons.
AUGUCCGUAUCCGCCCUCAAGAACGAGCUCAAGAGUCAGGGUGCCAUUGAAGCUGCUCAAGACCCAAACAGCUCAGUCACAGCUCAAGAUGCGGAACGUGUCAUGUUAGAAGAGAGCAAGAAGGCCGGCUCUGCAGCUCUGCAAUUCGACCCUAAUGCUUCGCCAGAGGAAAAGGCCGCGCAAGCACGUUCGCGGCAAAACGAUACCAAGCGCCCUGCAAAAGGUGUAGGCGUCGCAACUGAUCUGGACGACGGCACCCCAGACCAAUAUGAUCUCCCUCCACCACAAUCUGCCGCUGCAGCCGAAGCCGCCAUAACCCCUGCUAACAAGUCUGUCCAAGAAGACGGGCCUGCUCCCGAGGAGCAAGAGCAAUGGUCUAAACUUGGAUGGGCGCCUCGCUUCGGCUCUGGUGAGACGGAAGAAGAUAAAGAGGAAGGUUCCCUCCUCGACCAUCAGACACUGCUGGAAGGGAAACUGGAUGAGAAGUUCUUUGGCGACUGGUAUCAUAACACCGGUGUCAUCAUCUUCGCAUGCCUCUCAUCAUGGCUCGUUGCCCUCUUGGGUGGUGGCCUCGGAUGGGUCUUCAUCAUCAUGGCCACCUGCGGUACAUAUUAUAGGACAUCCAUCCGUCGAGUACGUCGCAAUUUCAGAGAUGAUAUCACUCGAGAACUCGCCAAAGCACGCCUGGAGACAGACACCGAAAGUCUGGAAUGGAUGAACAGCUUCCUCGUCAAAUUCUGGCCCAUCUAUGCUCCGCAGCUCGCCAAAGGCAUUGUUCAGUCGGUUGACCAAGUCUUGAGCACCUCGACCCCUGCCUUCCUGGACAGCAUGCGACUCGAAACCUUCAUUUUGGGAACCAAACCCCCUCGCAUGGACUUCGUCAAGACAUAUCCCAAGUCCGAAGAUGAUAUUGUCAUGAUGGACUGGAAAUUCAGCUUCACGCCCACAGAUACCAUGGACAUGACGGCCCGUCAGCUCAAAACCAAGAUCAACCCCAAGGUUGUGCUCGAAAUUCGAAUUGGGAAAGGUGUGGUCAGUAAAUCUAUGAAGGUCAUCGUUGAAGAUUUCGAAUUCUCCGGCCUCAUGCGUGUGCGUAUGAAGCUGCAAAUCCCAUUUCCACACAUCGAGAGAGUCGACAUCUGCUUCCUUGGUCGGCCCACAAUCGACUAUGUGUGCAAACCUCUAGGUGGAGAAACAUUUGGAUUUGAUAUCAACUUCAUUCCUGGCCUAGAAUCGUUCAUCACGGAGCAGAUUCACGGUAAUCUUGCCCCCAUGAUGUACGAUCCCAAUGUUUUCCCCAUCGAGGUGGCAAAGAUGUUGUCAGGCAAUCCGAUCGAUCUUGCAAUUGGCGUUGUUGCUGUCACUUUGCACAACGCGCAUGGCCUCAAGAACCCCGACAAAUUCUCUGGAACUCCCGAUCCAUAUGCGGUUCUUUCAUUAAACAGCCAAAAAGAGCUUGCAAGGACCAAGACCAUUCACGAAGAUGCCAACCCUCGCUGGAACGAGACUUUGUACAUCAUUGUUACAAACUAUACGGACGCUUUGACAUUACAGGUCUACGAUUACAAUGACGUUCGCAAAGACAAGCAUCUCGGAACGGCCACUUUCCCACUGGAUCGGCUGGAGACUUCAAUGGAACACGAGAAUCUGCAUCUAGAAGUACUUGCCAAUGGUAAAAAUCGAGGUGUCAUUUCAGCAGACGUACGAUUCUUCCCGGUCAUCGAGUCAGAGAAGCUGCCAACAGGUGAGACUCUACCACCACCGGAAUCGAACACAGGUAUCGCCAGAAUCACUAUCGAGCAAGCUAAAGAUCUCGAUGGAAGUAAAAGUAUGGUCGGGUCACUUGACCCAUAUGCAGUCUUGCUCCUUAAUGGCAAGGAGGUCCAUAUUACCAACAAGCUGAAGCGAACCAACAAUCCUGUCUUCUCUGACAACACCAAGUCUGUUCUGAUCACGGAUCGGAAGAAAGCAAGAAUCGGCUUGGUAAUCAAGGACGAUCGCGAUCUUGCAAAAGACCCUGUAUUGGGCACCUACCAAAUGAAGGUCGAUGACCUUAUGAAGGUCAUGGACAAAGGCCAGGAAUGGUUCAGUCUCCACGGGACACCUUCAGCCAAGGCGAAAUUAAAACUGGAAUGGAAACCUGUGGCUUUGAAGGGGGCAGUGGGAUCUGGGGGUUAUGUCACGCCCAUUGGUGUGAUGCGUCUGCAUAUCAAGAGUGCAAAUAAACUCCGCAACUUUGAAACCAUGGGCAAAUCUGACCCAUAUGCUCGAGUUCUUCUUUCUGGUAUCCCCAAGGGACGAACUGUUACCUUCAAGAACGACCUGGACCCUACCUGGGACGAAGUUAUCUAUGUUCCAAUGCACAGCGCAUCAGAACGGUUGGUUCUGGAAAUAAUGGACGAAGAGAAGUUAGGCAAAGAUCGCUCUCUAGGUCUGGUUCAGAUAUCAGGAUCGGAUUUCAUUCAUGAAAGCGAAGAAGGAGGCUACGAAACUCAUGAGACAACCGAGUUUACGCAUGGUCUUCGCCUUGGUGGUGCAGGACAAGAGAAAGGCACGGUGAAUUACACUGUUGCAUUCUACCCUACCUUGAAUGUGGUCGACCCAGACGAAGAGGAAGAAGAGCGCAAGGCUGAGGCAGAGAUAGAAGGUGUCGACGCUGUUCCCGCCACGCCAAUCUCAACUCACAGCAAGAAGUCAUCAGUCGAUAUCAAGCCUUCACUCGAUAUACCUCGACCAAGUAUCGAACAGCGUAAAAGUCUGGAAAGCGGUCGUCGUCUUGCCUCUCUCAAUGGAAAUGGUAUUUCUCCUUCUCUGAACGGAUCAUCAAUCUCGGCGAAGAAGGAAGCUCCCAAGGUCAGGAUCUCAGUGGAAGACCUGCCUAAAUAUGGUAAGCAAUAUAUUGGUCUGUCAGUUCGUCGGAUGCUAACAACGCCUAUAGAAUCCGGUCUUAUUGUGUUCAACAUUGUUGAAGGCUCAUUCUCUACCAGCGAUAUACGACUCGAGGUUUUGAUGGAUGAUCAACUAUUCCCCAGCUAUAUUUCAUCGAAAGUUCGAUCGAGAGAGCAUCAGUUCGGAGAAACAGGCGAUGCCAUGGUCCGUGAGUUAGACAUGUCUCGCAUCACGUUGAGACUGGUCGAGAAAACGGAAAAGGACGGCAAGCAAGACGAAGACGAUAUUAUCGCCAAAUUGCAAGGGCCUACUUUACUGACCUUACAGCAGUGCUUGUACAAGCCGACUGCCCUUACGUUGAAGAGCGAGAAAGGCGGUUUGAAUAAAGUGGUGGUUGAAUUGAAAUAUCUACCUGUGAAGAUGCAACUCGACCCCAGUGAGAGUAUCAACAAUAUGGGUACGUUACGCGUGGAUGUUCUUGACGCGGCAGACCUUCCUUCAGCAGAUCGAAAUGGAUUCAGUGACCCCUACUGCAAAUUCAAACUCAAUGGCAAGGAGGUACACAGGACGAAGACCCAGAAGAAAACACUUCAUCCAGCAUGGAACGAAUUUUUCGAAGUGCAGGUUCCGUCAAGGACAGCGGCUGACUUUCGAGUCGAUGUCUAUGAUUGGGAUUUUGGCGACAAGGCAGAUUUCCUGGGUGCGACUUCAAUCAACUUGGCAGUACUGGAACCAUUCCAACCCAAGGAGAUCACUUAUCCCCUGGAUGGAAAAUCCGGAGUGAUUCGGUUGAAAAUGCAAUUCAAACCGGAUUACAUCACCCGAUCACGUCAAGGAACCUCGACCUUUGCAGGUACAUUCGCACCAGCCGGUAAGGUGAUUGGUGCGCCUGUGAAGGGCGUCGGUAAAGUUGGUGGAGGAGUGGUGAAAGGGGCAUCUUUCAUCAAACGAGGAAUACUCGGUAGAAGUAGCAGCAAAGAUGAAUCUCCAGUUCAGACUAACGGUUCGUUCACCACCGAUGAGCCUGUCGCAGAUAGCCCAGUCAUGGCUACUCCAACCAAAGCUGCUGCUCUGGUCGACGGUUCAGCUUCACCUGCAACACCUACAACGCAUUCACGCACCAAGAGCGCUCAAUCAACACUAUCGACUAAUGGUUUCAAAGGUGGCGAUGCUCCUGGCGGAACGGCCAACUUCAUUGUCGUCUCAGCCACCGGAUACCCUCCCAAAGCGGAUGUUCAGGUUAUCUUCAAAAUGGUGGGAAGUAAGAGCAAAGAGCUUUUCAAGACAAAGGCAAUCAAAUCAAGCUCGGGGACGGUGGAGUUUGACACCAGCCACGAAAACUUCAAAGUGCCAUGCUCACCAGACGCACAAUUUCAGAUCUUGGUGAGGGACCACGACACCUUCCGAUCCAAAGACCUUGGCGAAGCUCUCUUCUUCGUUUCCGACCAAGGAGCCGGGUCUGAACAGACUGUCAAGGCAGGGUCUGGAAGUGUCACCAUCAGAAGCAAUUUCACCCCCGGAACUGGAGAUCAUACAGACGGCCUCAGACCAUCGACUAGCGGCCGAGAUAGCCCAGACUCCAGACGUGAGGGACGUCGAAGUUUCUUCGGAAGGAGGGACGUCAGUGGUAAACAUGAGGCCCAAUAG